Molecule: messenger RNA, 306 nt
Organism: Xyrichtys novacula (pearly razorfish)
Lineage: Eukaryota; Metazoa; Chordata; Actinopteri; Labriformes; Labridae
Source: the annotation of a GenBank genome assembly
AUGGUUUUAUGCUCGUCACAGUCUCAGCCCACCUGGUGGCAGGUACCGGUACUACAGCUGGGAUUUAACACGCAGCCUGUAUCCAAGUAAAUUAAAAUACCAGCAUGUAAAUGAGCUGAAGUGAUCCAGAGUUCUGGUGCUGCUCGUCUACGGCCCGGUAAUCAGUGGAGCCACUUUGACUCAUGAGUUUGUGUUUUCAGUGACUUUAGAGACGACAACAGUUCCUCCUCACCGGGUCAGAUCAUGAGGUCUCAGAGGACCAUCCUGGUCCAACAGAACAACUACCUGAGGUCAGCAGAACCGUGA